Messenger RNA from Platichthys flesus (European flounder), 2932 nucleotides. RefSeq lists its product as uncharacterized. NCBI's taxonomy places the organism in Eukaryota, Metazoa, Chordata, Actinopteri, Pleuronectiformes, Pleuronectidae. The transcript has 2 exons. The coding region runs from base 1364 to 2290 and encodes 308 amino acids. The record is from RefSeq and is a predicted model, not a curated record.
ACGAGUGUCAAACAAACACAUGAUAAACAAGAGACAAGUGACUAUAAUUAACUUUGAUAACAAAUAUCUUCUCAAUUAGAUUUCACGACUUUGAGGAACAUUCGUUUGAAAAGAAGUGAUUUGAAUCCAGAGAGAAGGUGAAGAGCAAAUCAGGAAGAAAGAACAAAACGAGUUUCAUCUACAACUGUGACUGUUGUUAAGAGAAAGUAGAGAUUAUUUUGAAAUUUGGUUAAAAUAUCACAACAUUUGUUUAGAAACUUAGAGCAACUGACAAUAGUAGAUAUUUAGUUGGUAUUUGGUUAUUUAUCACCUCUUCAAUCUAAAGUUCGACCACUUUAAGAUCCUGUUUACCCUGGAAAGAACAUUAACAACUGAAAACUAGUUUUAGUUAAUUAAAGAGACAUUCUGUAUGUUCUGCAUCUUGUGCCCAGAUACAGUUUAUUUAUCCCGUAAUUCUAAACAGUUUAAAAUGCAGAGAAGGUUUUUACAAACAAUGCAAAUGUUAAUUAUCACCAUUCAUUAAUCUAAGAAGAUAAGAAUCUUAAAUCCAUGUUUUCCUUCUUUAUAACGAGUUUAAAGAUGUUCCUUUGCAGAUUGUUUAAAUAGUUUCACACGUUCAGAGUCUGUGGAUCAAGCCUCAUCAGCAGCUCUGUAAUAAACUGAGACUUAAUGGGAGUUAACGUGCUGCUGUGUCGACCUCUGGAGACAAAGAUGGAGUCUGGAGGUGAUUCCUGUCUGAAGCAGUUCAUCAGUGUGAGACUGAUUAUUUACCUCCGGCUCCUCAGUGACCGUCACGCUCUGCUCGGCAGCCAGGAGGCGCCCUCGGGCUGAUAUUGAUCCUUAAAGCAUUUUCUUCAACUUCUCUUAAAACAUACGUAUGUUGCUGCUAUCGCUACAUAGCUAACGUUAGCAUUUAGAGCUGUUUAAGUUCAAUUAAAUUCAAGACUUAAUUCUAUUGAUCACAAAGCUCUGUUCAGUCAGCCACGUCCCUGGCGGAGGACAUGACAGCUCCUAAAGCAGCUCACUCGCCCCCUGGUGGCCGACUGCAGUACUAGUUAUUAACUUCCUCCUCGUUAUAUAACGUCUUGUCUUAUAAACACAGGAACAAGAAACCAUGUUCACCAGAGAUUUAAAUGAACAUUCAGCACCUUUAAGUUUCAACCUUUUGAUUUAAGUCUGAUACUUCUUUUGCUUUUCAUUUGUUAUUUGUUGAACCUUUAAUCCCCGGGUCGUGUUCUCCCCCUGGAGGGGGCAGGAAGUGAGGCGUUCCCGCUCUGCUGCCUUCACUCAUCCACUUCCUGCUUCUCACGCUGCAUGAACGACGUCUACAGAACUUCAGAGAUCGCAGGCUUCACUCGAAACGAUGACAACAGACGGGGAAAUGUGUACGAUCGACUUCGUACCAACCUAUUACAAGACUGUCGAGCUCGAAGAAAGAUUGAAGUCUUUCGUGAAUCUCUAUGAUCGACAUGAAGAUCGCCUCCAGGGGGCGACGGAGAGCUUCACGCAGUUGGCUGCUCGAGUGCGUGAAACACCGGAGGUCGCUGCUGCAAACAGAGUGUUCCGCGGCCUGCUUGGCGGCGUGCUCGGGGCUGUUUCCGGCGCCAUCGCUGGUGGAGUCUGGGGGGUUCUGGGGUCAGUUGGUGCCACAACUUACCAGAGCCUUUAUGGAGAAAUCGGCGCGGUCGACGCGACUGUCGGCUUCGCUGGCAGUGUGGUCGGGGGGGUAGCUGGGGGAGUGUUUACUGGAAGCGUCGGCGGUGCUGUCGGCGCUUCAACUUCAAGUUCAUCUCAUGGUGCAGUGAGCAAUGCAUUAUGGGUCGCCAUCGGUGCUGCCACCGGUGGUGCGAUCGGUGCUAUUUUUAGCAGGACAGUCGGUGCAGCAGGUGGCGCUGUGGGCGGCGGGUUCGGUGCGUUGCUGGGGACGAGAUUUGCCGUUGAUGUGGUUGGAGGUGCGAGAGAAAAGAUAGAGACGAAGCAGGAAGUGAGUCUGAUGCAAACUGGACUGGACUUCAGUGAAACCAUCAAACCUCUGCUGGUGGAGCUGAGCGCAAUAAACACCACCAGUGAGAAGUUCCAAUUUGUUCCUCAAGUUAAUUUCUUCACACGACAAACUGAGAAGACUCUGGCUGCUGCGGCCGCGAUGGAGGAAACCGUGGCUGCUCCUCAGAGAGACAAAGAUCUGACUCAGUUUGAAGAAGCAGCGAAACGAAGCCGACGAGUCUGUGAAGAGCUGAAGACCACGAGGACGGAGGCUGGGACACUUCUGACUCUACUGAGGAGAUCCUGAAGAUCAACGUGAAACAAGAACCGAAACAAAUCAAACACGUUAACUAUUAAUGAAUCAGAACUAGGGUUGCAGGGAAUAUAAAAAGUUUGAAACUUUCCAUGGGAAUUAACGGGAAUGUAUGGGAAUAUACAGGAAUUAACGGGAAUUAUCUGGACAUUUUCUGGGUAAUUUAUACUAACUGUAUUUACCUUGUCAUAUACAGACAUAAAUAUAAACAUUUUGUUUUUUCAUAGGCUGAUUUGAGCCCUGAGGAAACUUUGGGCACUUGACUUUAUGCUUCUGCAUCUUAGUGUCUUAGUUCUUAACAUAGGUCUUUGCACAGUAUUUGCAAAUGUACACAUCCUUUUCUUCUACAUUGGCUCCGGUGAAAUGUCUCCACACAUGAAAUAGUGCACAUGGCAAUGUUCUGUAGAAUAAGAUGAGAAAAAAGAUUGUAAAAAAACACGAAAGCAAUGCUAGAGAUAUAAAUAGUUGGCCAAAUGGAACCGUCUUUACAAAUAUUUUACAAUUAAUGGAUAAAUGAAUAGAAAUAGUCGAUGAACAGAUGAACAAUCCUCAAUCAGCAUGUUUAUAUAUUUAAUAUAUAUAUCACUUGUGUUUUCUCCCUAUGGCAAAUAAAAAAAAAUGUUCAAUAAGAAAAUC